AUGGCGAAGAAAGGAGGAGCUACGCUCGUUGAGGAUGCACCGUGGCGAGUUUCGUCGGUAAAACCAGUGCCUAGGAUCAGUCGUUCUCCGAUUCUUAGCAUCUCUCAAAGCUCAGAGACCGAUUACGCCAUUUCCGUCAUGAAGCAUCCGAAUCCGGUGGGAGGUGGAUUGGCGAUGGAAGCUGUACUUGAAUCUGCAGGACCUGAAUGUGUUGUUCCUGGUCAAGUCACUCCUCUUCGGCUACUUGGUGUUAAGGUCUGGCCAGUUGAAGUUGAUCUUAAAUUCUUGGAACCAGUGGGAAAAGAGUUGAAAAUGCUUGGGAAGUGUAACUCAUGGUAUAUUAACAUCAUAGAUGGUCAUCUUCUUUUGGUUAGUGGGUUUCCUAGGAUAAUGUCCAAACUAAUGACGGGGAUCAACAAGUGGCACAUAGUAGGAGUCAAACCCUGA
Molecule: messenger RNA, 447 nt
Organism: Arabis nemorensis
Lineage: Eukaryota; Viridiplantae; Streptophyta; Magnoliopsida; Brassicales; Brassicaceae
Source: the annotation of a GenBank genome assembly